AUGUCUUACCCCGUUCUUCCAAUUGGUGCCACGUGCGCUGUUUACAUCCGAAAGCAAUACCCGGGGCUCCUGAAGGAUAUUGUCCGCGACUGCACCGACAUUAUCAACGCCAUUCGCUGCUUCGGUACUCUCGUGUCCGAGUAUGAACUGGCCGAAGACGGCUUCAAGAAAUUCGAUGCCCAUGGUGGUGACACUGCCUGUCAUGUCCGCGCCUCUAUGCUCCUAGAGAUCUAUCAACAUUACCGCCAACAAGCCAAAGUAUCCGGAAAGGGCUUCUUGGAGGAUGUCGAGGUAAAUGCCAUCCUCGCGCAACUCCACACUGUCCGGCGAAAUGCGCAAGAUAUCUGCGCCAAACUCACAAAGGAGAAACGCCAGCCACAAGAGUUUGGCUUAGAGGCUAAACGCGAUAAUAUGAUCCACGUGGUGGAAGUUUUAGGGUGGCAGAUCGACCCAGAAGUGGCUUCUCCGACUUCAUCCUCUCCAGGCUCUUCGGAUAUCUCGACCUCUCCUACUUCGGACUCUUCAGCUCCAUCCACAGCAGCCUCCGCUUCUUCUCCCGUGUCCAUGGCUUAUAGUUCAUUUAUACCUUCUUCAAUCUCGUCCUUAGCUGCCCUCUCCACAACGGAAUGGGAUGUUGGAGAUCCCAAACUGUGUAUUCUGUUUCUCGCAGCAUCAUCAAUCCUUUCAGAUUACAAGGAGUUUGCUCGUAUGGGCUCGCGAAUUACUGUUCGAUUUCUUCCUGAUCAGGCCAUGGAAUAUGGAAACCGGCUCAUUGCACCGUAUUGGGACCGCACCAACUCGAACUACGCCGACUUCCGCAUCAACAGGGUUAAAGAUCGACACUGCCAUCUACAGAAAUGGAUGUCCCGCAUUUCUUGCUCGUGGAUUCAUAGCUGGGCUAAAAGGCUGUCAUUAUCGCCACCUGCACAGCGAAUGUUGAUUGAUGCGACUCGCCAGUCGCCCAGAGACGUCAGCGUCGUGGCAGCUUUUCCCGCUUUCCUUGUCUGCCGCCGAGCUUGGACCUUGCAGGGCUGGCCCUUACUUCUUAUCAAUCGAAACUUUUGUUCCCAAGGCUACCACAUCAGCGCCUACAUAGCCUUACCCAUGGUUAGUCCACCAAAACAACAGGGUAAAGGUCAAGAACCUUCACUGUUCGAGGAAAGCAUGUGGCCCCUACAGCCUGUUUCGCUCGAGGAUCUUACCACCAACCCAAACUACAAAGGGCGACCAUACAUCACCAUUUUCGGAAAUAGCAUGGACAGUAGCCAUCUCGACUAUUUAUCGACUGCUUACCGAGAAGAUGGACAUCACAAAUAUCUCCCUCAUCACGAGAACAGCUCCUGUCCAGAGCACCAACAACACACCCAGAAAUUUAUAGCCACUGACCAUGACGAACUUUCGAAAUCCCUUCUUGCUGACCACUGCCAACACCCGUUUCCCACCCCACCGAGACAGAGAGAGCUCGAUGGCAAAAUGGAUGCAGUUUGGUGUGAGGUUGAGGCUCAACGGGUGUGCUAUGCUGCCAAGGUCAAUGAGCUGGGAGGGGGACCGGAGAAUAUCAAUGUGUUCUGCUGGGAGCAUGUUUUUGCAGAGACGCCGGAACGAGUGGCACUGGAGGUUCAGCGCAAGGUGCUGGCUGGGGAUCUCAAUCUGUUCUUUUGA
Aspergillus ruber CBS 135680 is the source of this 1662-nucleotide messenger RNA. RefSeq lists its product as uncharacterized. The transcript is spliced from 3 exons. Bases 1 to 1662 code for a protein of 553 amino acids. Lineage: Eukaryota; Fungi; Ascomycota; Eurotiomycetes; Eurotiales; Aspergillaceae. The record is from RefSeq and is a predicted model, not a curated record.